AUGCACAACUCCCUCUGGGGCACCACAACCAUCUCCUACACAGGAUGUGCUGCACAGCUUUUUUUUUUCUUCUUUAUUUCAGCAGAAUUUUCCCUCCUGACCGUCAUGUGCUAUGACCACUACGAUGCCAUCUGCAAACCCCUGCACUACGGGACCCUCCUGGGCAGCAGAGCUUGUGCCCACAUGGCAGCAGCUGCCUGGGCCUCUGGGUUUCUCUAUUCUCUGCUGCACACAGCCAAUACAUUUUCCCUGCCCCUGUGCCAGGGCAAUGCCCUGGGCCAGUUCUUCUGUGAAAUCCCACACAUCCUCAAGCUCUCCUGCUCACACUCCAGCAUGAGGGAACUGAAACUUCUUGGGGUUAGUGCCUGUUUAGCAUUUGGUUGUUUCAUUUUCAUUGUUUUCUCCUAUGUUCAGAUCUUCAGAGCUGUGCUGAGGAUCCCCUCUGAGCAGGGACGGCACAAAGCCUUUUCGACGUGUCUCCCUCACCUGGCUGUGGUCUCUCUGUUUAUCAGCACUGCAGCAUUUAUCUAUCUGAAGCCCCCCUCCAUUUCCUCCCCAUCCCUGGAUCUGGCCCUGUCAGUUCUGUACUCGGUGGGGCCUCCAGCACUGAACCCCCUCAUCUACAGUCUGAGGAACCAGGAGCUCAGGAAUGCCAUAAAGAAAAUGAUGACUGGAUGCUUUUCAGGAACAAUAACCUGGUUCUUUUCUUCUGCAGAACAUGCACUGUGUAACCCUUCACUGGCCCAGCCUGCCUUCUAA
Molecule: messenger RNA, 759 nt
Organism: Myiozetetes cayanensis
Lineage: Eukaryota; Metazoa; Chordata; Aves; Passeriformes; Tyrannidae
Product: olfactory receptor 14J1-like
Biological process (GO): G protein-coupled receptor signaling pathway
Cellular component (GO): membrane
Molecular function (GO): olfactory receptor activity
Source: RefSeq, a predicted model, not a curated record